AUGGCGGACCCCGUAAGAAACAUCAUCAUUAAGCUUGGAAGCAAGGUACACCCUCCGGCGGCAGCCCUCAAACACAUUCAGACGCUUCUACAGUUGGCUAUGAAGAAGAAGCUCAAGCUUGAUCCUCUGCUUCGCGACGAGAUUCUGGUGACUGUUAUGUCCAACUAUUUGGAGUUUUAUGCUGAGUGGUCGGCAGAUGAUGUAACUGAACUUCUUGUGUUGGUCGCCGAAGCCAGUGAUGACGUCUCUCCAAUGUUUAUUCCAGAACCCUCGGAUGGAAAUCGGGCCGGGGCAUUCCUUCAAUUUUUUGCUCAACGUGCCGUAGAAUCUGUUGAAGAAGCUCGACGACGAGAGGAGUCCCAAGCUCUGUAUCUUGAAGCUGCUCAGAGAGAAGCAACACACAGACAGGAGGUUCUUCGACAACGGGUAAAUGAUUCUGAAACCCCUAUUGAAAUUUCUCCUGAUAGACCUAUUGAUUCUUCUAUUCCAUUGUCUGUGUCUGUUUUGCAUGAAAAUCAAUCUGCUUUGGGUUCCGAGAACUCCCCUGUGAAUGUUGAUCCUCUAUCUUUGCCUGUGACUAAUUUUGCUGGUGAAAAAUCUGAUGCGUUGCAUGUGUCUGAUGAGAAAACAAAGUCCUCUUAUAAGCCAAAUCCACUGAGUCUGGUUGUUUAUGCUUCUGAGAAUAUUGCUCUGCCUCCGUCUGAAACUGUUAAUGUCUCUAAAGAGUCUUGUCCUGCUGUUGACCCUCCUGCCUUACCUGCAACUGUUAAAAUUGUUGAUUUAUCAUCUCCCCACAAGUCUGAGAAAACAGGUGGAGUCCCUGUUUACACUGCAACAUCUUUAGGAGAAAGCCUGGAACAUGUGCGACAUUUUGCUGGGUUACCAUCUGCUUCGAUCCCUCAGCCUUAUCGAGUGAUACACCCUUCAGAAUCCUCCAGUGAAGAUGAUAAGAUACUGGCUGAGGUGUAUGGAUCCCAAGCACCUUCUUCUGCUGCCCCUACUGUUGAGGCAACUGCUCAUCCUGAUUCCACGAAUUUCAGAAUUCGAGAGAUAUCAAAUAUUGUUGGGAGCUCAUCUGCAAAUGUUUCUGAUUCUAGCCACUUUGUGACUCCAGUCCAGUCCCCAUCCAGAGAAACAAGACGGACAAAAAGGAAGAAUGUUCCAACGAAGGUUGUUGUUGAAACCAGUGCUGAUAAUGUUGAUGUGGAUCAGCUUCAACAAGGAACUAUUGCUGCUCAAGCUGCUUCUGCACCAGCCCCCUCUACCAGAAAAGGGAAACCUACCACAAGGUCAAGAGGUCGAAGUGUAACUCCGGAGGUUCCACCUAUUGAAGGAAUUGAUACUACUGUCUACAAACCUCAGUUUGUAUCCCCUGCUGCACAAACAAAAUGGGCCACUAUGGUCAGAAGGGAGCUGAUUGUUCAAAGAACUGUGGAUGAGAAUCAACUGAACUCCGUUUGCGACAUCCUGCCCUUGCUGAAUGAAGUUGGUCUUUUGAAAACUGUUACAGAUGUUUGCCCUUACUCCAAGCUGCUCACAUAUGAGUUCUAUUGCAAUCUCAGUGAUGAGAUUGACAGUCUCACAGGGCCACGACCGAUGCAAAUCUUCAUCAGAGGGAAGUGGUAUGAUUUUGGGCCAGAUGUGAUAAAUAAAUACUAUGGCUUGCCUACAGUGCAAGAAGAAGCUGUUACUGAAUGGGACGUGGUGGCCAAAACUCUUACCGGUGGACAUACUACAUCUUGGCCUACAGGAAAUAAGGACUAUUUGCUGAGCUCACAUCUCACGUCUAGAUAUGUCAUCCUACAUCGCCUGGCUCUGCACAACUGGCUUCCAUCAGCUCAUUUCAACACAGUUGGCAAGCUUCUGGCAGGGUUCUUAUUUAGAAUUGGAACUAAGAUGCAGUGUGAUCUGGGCAAAUGGAUUUUUUAUCAUGUUCUAACUCUGAUUCAUCCCCGGGAACAGAAGGUAAGAUUACCAUUUCCAAAUCUGAUUUUUGGCAUCCUUACCUCUCAGGGUCUUAAGCCUAUGCCCAGCGAAGUGAUCAGUCCGACGCUGCUAUAUACUGUUGAUAAACGUCUUCUUUCUGGAGAUCACCUUAAGGAUGUCGUUCCUGUGACUGCCCCAUCCAAUUCGGAACCUGAUGCUGUGAAUGAUGAGUCUCCUCAUGCUAAAGAUGUGAAGCUUUCCGAACAAUUGAAGGUGCGAGUUGUUGAUCUUGAGACGGUGCACGGUAUCAUUGCCAAGCAACUGACGGGUGCGCGCACUGAGCUAGCUACUGUUCUUCUCCGAAUGAGCCUGUCUGAUACUGCUGCUGCUGCUGAGGAUCCCGUGAAGUCUGACUGUGGCUCUCCCUCAAAUGCUUGA
This is a messenger RNA of Ipomoea nil (Japanese morning glory), 2364 nucleotides long. RefSeq lists its product as uncharacterized. NCBI's taxonomy places the organism in Eukaryota, Viridiplantae, Streptophyta, Magnoliopsida, Solanales, Convolvulaceae. The coding region runs from base 1 to 2364 and encodes 787 amino acids. The transcript has 2 exons. The record is from RefSeq and is a predicted model, not a curated record.